Saimiri boliviensis boliviensis (Bolivian squirrel monkey) is the source of this 3253-nucleotide messenger RNA. The record is from RefSeq and is a predicted model, not a curated record. NCBI's taxonomy places the organism in Eukaryota, Metazoa, Chordata, Mammalia, Primates, Cebidae.
CCGCGGAAGUGGCCUGGCCUCCUCCCUAAGCGUGGCCAGUGCUGACCCUGCUGUGCCCUGCCCUUGUAUCCCUCUGCCAUUCCCUCUCGCCCACCCCUCUGUGCUGCCCUCAGACUCUAAAUGGGUGUCUCCCCAGAGAGGGCAGCGAGGGGUGGAGGGGUGAGCCCCAGCAUCCAUCCCGCUACCUUGCCUCCUGCCGCCUGUCCCCACCCGCCUCUGACCCUGCCCAGCCAGGGCCCAGGGGUCCACGGAUCCCAGAUCCCUCUUGGGAGGGGAUGCCGGAGGAGGAGCUGGUGCUCAAGUCCCCAGAGACUGCAGACAGGAUGCCCUCCUGGCUCUCAUUUCCUCCCCAAUGUAAUCUUUUCCGACCCCGGAGGCUGUGGUUCAGCUGCCUUUUCCCUUGUCCCAGGGCAUAGCCCUCCACCACCCCCCACCACCGUCUCCCCCAAUCCCAGUCCCUCUCAGAAACCCCAAGUUCCUCCCGGGCAAGCACUGUGCUGCUCACGAGACUUCCGGUUUGGGUAAUCAAGCCCUGGCCCAUGACAAGUGACAAGGCCAAACCCAGGCCUGUGAUUCUUUCCCCUUCUGAGGUCUGGCACGCUGCCAGGUGCCCUCUUUCUGAUUAACUUUGUGGUCUCUGGGCGGGGAUUCGGCUCACUGUAACAUAAACAGCUCUCCUGCCGACACCUCACCUCCCAGAAACAGCGGAGAAUCUGCCUGGACCCUCAUCUUCGGAUGGGAUUCCCACUGGAGGCUCCCAGAGCCCCAGCCAUGCAGCCCCUGCACUAGGGCCGGUCUUAGCACGGACUGCCAUCGGUUGGCUUAAACAACAGAAAUGUAUUUCUCACAAUUCUGCAGGCUGAGAAUCCAAGGUCAGGGGCCAGCUUGGCUGGGUUCCACUGAGGGUCCACUUUUGGCUUGCAGCGGAUGAUGGUGGCUUUGAGAGUGGCGCGUAUAACAACAGUGCUAUUGCCACCCCGCACCUGGACGCCUUGGCCCGCCGGAGCCUCCUCUUCCGCAACGCCUUCACCUCCGUCAGCAGCUGCUCUCCGAGCCGUGCCAGCCUCCUCACUGGCCUGCCCCAGCAUCAGAAUGGGAUGUACGGGCUGCACCAGGACGUGCACCACUUCAACUCCUUCGACAGGGUGCGGAGCCUGCCGCUGCUGCUCAAGCAGGCCGGCGUGCGCACAGGCAUCAUCGGGAAGAAGCACGUGGGGCCGGAGACCGUGUACCCGUUCGACUUUGCUUACACCGAGGAGAACAGCUCCGUCCUGCAGGUGGGGCGGAACAUCACGAGGAUUAAGCUGCUUGUCCGGAAAUUCCUGCAGACUCAGGACGACCGGCCUUUCUUCCUCUACGUCGCCUUCCAUGACCCCCACCGCUGUGGGCACUCCCAGCCCCAGUACGGAACCUUCUGUGAGAAGUUUGGCAAUGGAGAGAGCGGCAUGGGUCGCAUCCCAGACUGGACCCCGCAGGCCUAUGACCCACAGGACGUGCUGGUGCCUUACUUCGUCCCCGACACCCCGGCAGCCCGAGCCGACCUGGCUGCUCAGUACACCACCAUCGGCCGCAUGGACAAAGGAGUUGGACUCGUGCUCCAGGAGCUGCGUGACGCAGGUGUCCUGAAUGACACACUGGUGAUCUUCACAUCCGACAACGGGAUCCCCUUCCCCAGUGGCAGGACCAACCUGUACUGGCCGGGCGCCGCCGAGCCCUUCCUGCUGUCAUCCCCGGAGCACCCGAAACGCUGGGGCCAGGUCAGCGACGCCUACGUCAGCCUCCUAGACCUCACGCCCACCAUCCUGGACUGGUUCUCCAUCCCCUACCCCAGCUAUGCCAUCUUUGGCUCGAAGACCAUCCAGCUCACUGGCCGGUCCCUUCUGCCAGCGCUGGAGGCCGAGCCCCCCUGGGCCACCGUCUUCGGCAGCCAGAGCCACCACGAGGUCACCAUGUCCUACCCCAUGCGCUCUGUGCACCACCAGAACUUCCGCCUCGUGCACAACCUCAACUUCAAGAUGCCCUUUCCCAUCGACCAGGACUUCUACGUCUCACCCACCUUCCAGGACCUUCUGAACCGCACCGCAGCCGGGCGGCCCACGGGCUGGUACAAAGACCUCCAUCGUUACUACUACCGGGCACGCUGGGAACUCUACGACCAGAGCCGGGACCCCCAUGAGACCCAGAACCUGGCCACUGACCCACGCUUUGCUCAGGUUCUGGAGAUGCUUCAGGCCCAGCUGUCCAAGUGGCAGUGGGAGACCCACGACCCCUGGGUGUGCGCCCCUGACGGCGUCUUGGAGGAGAAGCUCUCUCCCCAGUGCCAGCCCCUCCACAACGAGCUGUGACCACCCCGGGAGGCCUGUGCCCAUGUCCCACACAUAUCCCUAUGGGGCCAGCCUGGGGAGCAGUGACGACAGCCCUUCCCACUACACACCUGUCCAGGGUGGGUCCUUCUUCCUGCAGGGUGUCACACCCGCCAAUGCCUGGAGGGGGACCAGAGCAUGUGCCCAGCCCCUCCACCGCCAGGGGCACUGCUGUCAUGGCAGAGGACACGGCUGUCUCGUGUCUGAACCACAUCCCGGCACCAGAAUUCUAGCCAUGACAUGCAGACAGGGCGGCAUCCCCAGCCCAUGGCAAGGAGGUCUGUUUUCUGGCUUGGUUUGGGGACCUGCAAAUGGGAGGCUUGAGGCCUCUUCAGGCUUCGGCACCCACAGACGCUUCUGAGCCCCUCAGAGAGCAGGUGGGGGCUUCGGUGCCGCAUGAGCAGCGGGCAGAGUGGGUCCCGGCUACACUCGCCUUCGAGCACAGCGCCUGGCUCUUCCCAGCCUCUGGCCCAGCAGAAGCCUUUGAAUGACCCUUGGCCAGGUUUCUGCUUCUGUUUUGCCCCACAGUCAAGCACCAGGUCCCCAGGCAGGUUUCAGCUGGUUGGCAGCAGGCUCCCUGAGUGAUGAGUGUUUCUGGGCAGAAGCGUCUCUCUUCUGAGAGCGUCUGAAGAUGAAGGCAUGGCGAUGCCCUGUCCUCCGGCUUGGGUUAAUUCUUGGGUGGCACCGGCACUGCUGGGGGGACACGCCAUUCCCGCCUUGCCUCUGCCACCUCAGGAGCAGAAGCUGGGCCUGGACACCCCUCAAAGGAGAGGGCACUUCCUUGAGUGGGGGGGCUGCCCUUGCCCUUUCUGCCCUCACUCCAUACUGGGGUGGGCUGGAGGGAGCCACAGAACAGCUACUGUAAAAGCUUUUUAUUUUAGUAAAAUAUA